Messenger RNA from Ciona intestinalis (vase tunicate), 1884 nucleotides. Lineage: Eukaryota; Metazoa; Chordata; Ascidiacea; Phlebobranchia; Cionidae. The record is from RefSeq.
AUGUCAACAGCAGUAGGAAUCGAUCUGGGAACAACGUAUUCAUGCGUUGGCGUCUUCCGCCAUGGCAAAGUCGAGAUUAUUGCCAACGACCAAGGUAAUAGAACUACACCAAGCUAUGUCGCAUUCAACGAAACAGAAAGGUUGAUCGGUGAUGGGGCCAAAGACCAAGUUGCCAGAAAUCCCGAAAAUUCAAUUUUUGACGCAAAGAGAUUGAUUGGAAGAAAUUACAACGAUCCAGCUGUACAGAAGGAUAAAGAACACUGGCCUUUCAAGGUAGUAAAUAAGAAUGGAAAACCAUUUCUUCAAGCGGAAUAUCAAGGCGACGUGAAGACGUUUUCACCCGAGGAAAUCAGUGCAAUGGUUCUUACUAAGAUGAAGGACACUGCGGAAGCAUACCUCGGUGAAAAUGUAAAGGACGCGGUUAUAACAGUACCUGCUUACUUCAACGACUCACAACGACAAGCAACAAAAGACGCUGGCAUCAUCGCAGGACUGAACGUACUCAGAGUGAUAAACGAACCCACAGCAGCGGCAUUGGCGUACGGACUCGAUAAGAACUUGGCUGGCGAGAAAAAGGUUUUAAUUUUCGAUCUUGGCGGCGGAACCUUCGAUGUCUCUGUGCUCACCAUCGACGAAGGAUCAAUUUUUGAAGUUCUUUCAACUGCUGGGGACACCCAUCUUGGCGGAGAGGACUUCGAUAACCGAAUGGUGAAGCAUUUCACUGAAGAGUUCAAGCGAAAACACAAAAAGGACAUCUCAAAGAGUAACAGGGCAAUUAGAAGAUUACGGACGGCCUGUGAGCGAGCUAAGCGCGUCCUCUCAACCUCGACAGAAGCUGCUGUCGAGUUGGAUUCUCUAUACGAAGGAAUUGAUUUCUACAGUAAAAUCUCAAGAGCAAGAUUCGAAGAACUGUGCUCCGAUCUCUUCCGUUCCUGUCUUGACCCUGUCGAAAAAGCUCUAAGAGAUGCUAAGCUAGAUAAAACGAAGAUCGACGAAGUUGUUCUUGUCGGAGGAUCAACCAGGAUCCCGAGGGUGCAAAAGUUACUCAGUGAUUUCUUUAACGGAAAAAAUCUUAACAAAUCAAUCAACCCCGACGAAGCAGUUGCCUACGGUGCUGCGGUGCAGGCGGCAGUGCUUACAGGCAACUCCGGCGUGAAAGAUGUGUUGUUGGUCGACGUUGCACCUCUAUCGUUGGGAAUUGAGACAGCCGGCGAGAUGAUGACAAAGCUGGUGGAACGAAACACAAGAAUCCCACACAAUACUUCACAGGUGUUCACCACGUACGCUGAUAAUCAACCUGCCGUCACAAUUCAAGUUUACGAAGGCGAACGAGCACAGACGAAACAUAACAAUCUGCUCGGAACAUUUAACCUCACUGGAAUAGCACCAGCACCAAGAGGUGUGCCAAAGAUCAAAGUUUCGUUUGACAUCGACGCAAAUGGAAUCUUGCAAGUCUCCGCCAAAGACGAAAGCACGGGAAAGGCGAACCAGAUCACGAUCAACAAAGGCCGCUUGUCGAAGGCAGAUAUAGAAACUAUGCUGGCUGAUGCUGAGAAAUACAAAGAAGAAGACAAUAAACAGAUGGAAAGACACAAGGCCAAAAACGAACUGGAGUCCUACAUGUACGGCUGCAAAAAUGCUGCCGAAGAGGCCGGUGAAAAAUUGUCUUCUGCGGAUAAAGAUCAAGUCACACAAAUUUGUGACGACACGCAGAAAUGGCUGGAUGGAAAUUCUCUUGCAGAAAAGGAAGAGUUUGAAGAGCGCCUAAAUGAACUAAAAAAGGUUUGCUCGCCCUUAAUGAGCAAGAUUCACGCAUCGGCUGGAGGGCAUCAGCAGAAUGGCCAAGGAAAACCCGACGGCCCAGUGAUCGACGAAAUGGACUAG